Molecule: messenger RNA, 2849 nt
Organism: Cebus imitator (Panamanian white-faced capuchin)
Lineage: Eukaryota; Metazoa; Chordata; Mammalia; Primates; Cebidae
Product: zinc finger protein 324A
Exons: 1
Coding region: 100-1449 (449 amino acids)
Source: RefSeq, a predicted model, not a curated record
ACCAUUUCUCUACCUUCAGGUUUCUGGAGUUUGGCAGAAGAUGGAGAUGUUUCUGGAGAAGCAGCAAGGCAACCGGCUUUUCCAGAUACCCUACCCAUAAUGACUACUAGUGUCUUCCCUGUUGCCGGUGCCUGCCACAGUACAGAAGGCCUGCAGCAACAACGGGGUGCCUCCCCAUCUCGGGAGAGAAAACCCACGGGGGUGUCGGUGAUCUACUGGGAGAGGCUCCUCCUAGGCUCAGACAGCGGGCAAGCCAGCAUCAGCCUGCGACUGACGUCCCCACUCAGGACUCCUGAGAUUGGCCAGCUUAGGGAAGAGACCCUCACAGAGCACCCGGUGCCUGGGAGGCAGCCUAGGACGCCUCAGCAGCAGAAGCCAUGUGCGCUGGAGGCCCCUGGGAGACCCUUCGGGAACGCCCCGGACGUGGAGGCCGCCAGCGGUCAGGGGAAUCACGGAAUGGGUUCAGCUUGGCAGGAGCCUCAGAGACUGCUCGGUGGCCAGGAGCCUUCGACCUGGGAUGAGCUGGGCGAGGCUCUCCACGCUGGGGAAAAGUCCUUCGAAUGCAGGGCGUGCAGCAAAGUGUUCGUGAAGAGCUCCGACCUCCUCAAGCACCUACGCACCCACACAGGGGAGCGGCCCUACGAGUGCUCCCAGUGCGGCAAGGCCUUCAGCCAGACGUCGCACCUGACGCAGCACCAGCGCAUCCACAGCGGCGAGACGCCCUACACCUGCCCCGCGUGUGGCAAGGCCUUCAGGCACAGCUCCUCACUGGUGCGGCACCAGCGCAUCCACACGGCUGAGAAGUCCUUCCGCUGCUCCGAGUGCGGCAAGGCCUUCAGCCACGGCUCCAACCUCAGCCAGCACCGCAAGAUACACGCGGGCGGACGUCCCUAUGCCUGUGCACAGUGUGGCCGCCGCUUCUGCCGCAACUCGCACCUGAUCCAGCACGAGCGCACCCAUACAGGCGAGAAGCCCUUUGUGUGUGCACUCUGCGGUGCCGCCUUCAGCCAGGGGUCCUCGCUGUUUAAGCACCAGCGUGUGCACACGGGCGAGAAGCCCUUCGCCUGCGCACAGUGCGGCCGUGCCUUUAGCCACAGCUCCAACCUGACCCAGCACCAGCUCCUGCACACAGGCGAGCGGCCCUUCCGCUGCGGGGACUGUGGCAAGGCCUUCGCGAAGGGCGCUGUGCUGCUGAGCCACCGGCGCAUUCACACGGGCGAGAAGCCCUUCGUGUGCACGCAGUGUGGUCGGGCCUUCCGUGAGCGCCCGGCCCUCUUCCACCACCAGAGGAUACAUACCGGUGAGAAGACCGUCCGGCGAUCCAGGGCCAGCCUGCAGCCCCAGGCCAGGUCUGUUUCUGGGGCAUCAACAGAAGGUGCGCCAGUGAAGGAAAGCGAGCCCACUCCCGCCUUGGGCCCAGCCGCAGUUUCGGAGCCAGCGGAGGUCUGAGGUCACAGGUUGCAGCCUCACCCUUUCUUGGCCCUCUGUGAAUCCCUUCCACAUCUAAAGGGCAUAUGUCCUCUGCAGAUCCACAGCAGGGAAAAAGCCUUGUACUUGCUAGGCAGGGAUAAGGGAGCCCCUUUGGCUGUGAUUUCAUUAGCACUUGGGGACUGAAUUUGCCAGUAUCUGCAUCCCCAAAGAAGUAGCACUGUAGAAACAUCAGCGGGAGGACAUGGUGGCUGAAACUCUAGUUGGGCCGGGACUAUUCAGAGCCAGUAGGAGGCUGACAGUCACAGCACUGCAAUGUGGUACUGCUUCAUGUGUUACAACAGUGGAUGCUAAGGUGAGGGACAUGUGGACAUAGGUUGUGUGACCCAGAGAAACUUAUCUGCACACAAACUAGCUGCUGGAUAGAUGCUGAGGGCAUUCUCCUCCCCCUGUCCCCACCCGUUACCACUGCCACUGUUCAUCCAAGGCUUCCUAGGGGCCAGCCUAGCAGACAGGAGACCACAAGUGAUGGGAUCAGGAUGUGGGCUCAUAGUGUCAGCCACCGCCUCUGGGAAAAAGGUUUGGGUCUACCAAACAUCAUGUUUUCAGAUACUGACAGGUGGAGUCCUAAUGAGAGCCAACAUGUGCUUACUGUCGGCUCCUGUCUUAAGUGCUGGGAAAUUUCUCUUGAAGCCCUGAGAGAUGGCUGCUGUGGCUGGUAUCACCCCUUGGAAGAUGAGGAAACUGAGGCACACAGGCAGAGGUGAGUUGCCAUGGCACACAGCAGAGCUGGGACCCAAGCCCAGGUGGACUGACCCAGCGUCCAGAUACCUCAUCUCCUGGGCUGCACUCUGGCCAGGUAUGAGGGCCUGUCCUGGCUUCACACACACAGCCAACUCAGCAUAGGGAUGCCCAUGGGGGAACAUGUGGCUCUCAGCAUUAGAAGGACAGAGCUAGGAUGAUGGCUUUCCAGUGGCACUUGCUCAGGUUUUGGUCCAAGUCCCAGCUUGGCCAAGGCCUGUCACUGACUUGUUUACUAAAAUUGAUGUGAUGAGGAGCCUUUACUUCUGAGGGGACAAUGUUAACUUCAGACAAGAUGGAGCUGCUCAUUUUUGCUGGGUUUGGUGGCCACUUCCCCCCCCACACCCCGUCUCACCUUACCCCCAUUAUCCCUCCUCAGUUGGAGGCCGGACAGAGAACUGAAUAGGAACGACUUGCCAUUACCUAAGGCCGUGUGUGACAUCCUCCUGAUGACCUCCCCACCCCAGUGUAAUGGCCCUGCAUGGCAGGAACAGAAAGGUGGACUGGGGGCCAUUUGCUUCCUGUGGCCUUCAGCAGACCAGGCCCUGUCCCUACCUGGAGCCUCACCUCCAAGGAAAUUCAAGGUCUCUUUAAUGAAAAAAAAAAAAAAAAAAAAAAAA